This is a messenger RNA of Oncorhynchus keta (chum salmon), 8297 nucleotides long. RefSeq lists its product as uncharacterized. NCBI's taxonomy places the organism in Eukaryota, Metazoa, Chordata, Actinopteri, Salmoniformes, Salmonidae. The transcript has 14 exons. The record is from RefSeq and is a predicted model, not a curated record. The coding region runs from base 690 to 2579 and encodes 629 amino acids.
GCUUCAAACCAGGAAUGUUGCCACAAAAAAAUGCAACAAAAUAACAAUGUGAAGUGCAAAAAGGCAUUGUCCUUUCCUACUGUGUGCAAGCCUGUUAAACGAAUUGCUAUUUAGGCUACUCUUUCGCUUAGUCUAAUGUAAAUCAACAAAUACAGAAACAACAAAAAGAAAAACGUAUAUGCGUUUUGUAUGGGCUACAGUGAAUGCUAUUGAUUAUACAUCGGCUAGAUAACCUAGGGAACUAUGCACUGAUAACAAUUUUGACUUUAAACAUUGCAACCACACACUUGAUGAAACAUUGUGCAGCAGAGUACUCUUUUGUGAUGACACGAUAACAUGAGGCAGCCAGAGCAUGGUUCGGGUUGCACGCGAUGGUUUUCCCGCCAGAAUGAGCAACAUGAAUGUGCCACGAAGAGUUGGCUAUUUCGAAUUUCUGAUGCUUUCUGAUAUUUUCGUUGGUAGCUUAGCUAGUUAGCGGUCAUACAAUUGUAAAAUAUUGUUAGCCAGUCAAGCCAGAUAGUGUUCAUGCUUAUAGACUUGUGUAGCCUACCCAGUUCAGUUAUUUAGCUAGCUAGUCAAAGAAGAGGACAAGGUUACUAAAUAAAGGUGGCUAGCUAACGGUAGCUAGCUAGGUACAGAAUCCAGUUCCAUCCAAUAACGUAUCUGUGACACAACUGUUCUGCAGCAGGAUGAGUGGAACUGAAGGUGGAGAGCAGUCCCUGUUCUUUCUAAUUCUCCCUGACCUGAGGAAGCUGUGCUGUGUCACCCUGUCCUUGCAGUCUGAUGAUGGAGAAGUGAGAAACAAGCAGGUGAAAACAUGCAGGGAGCUGUUGUUAUUGUAUGCAGACAUCAUUGCCUCUCCGGUUUUGGGGUGCUUCUCGGAGAUCACAAUGGUGAUGGCGAUUCCCUUUUUUAAAAGAGGAAUAGUACAAGCUUAUGUACAACGACACAGUCUGCAGAUGGGCUCUCCUCAGAGGGUUCUCCCUGGUAUUCUGCAGACCUGUCUGUCCUACUCCUUGACCAGCAGGCUGGCUCCAAACUGGAACAAAGUCGGACAGUUCCUUAUUGCUGGAAGGGAUUUUCUGGCUGAUUCGGGGAAGCUCAACGCCAUUGUGAUCGAGCUGAGUGCCAAUGAAAGCCAGCUGUGUGUCAGUGUGGAGGCCAACACUGUCCGACUCCCUCCAAUCAGGUUGGCAGACUUUGACAUCCCUCCCAUGGUCCUGAGGAACUUCCAUAGCCAGCCAGAUGCUGUUAUCCAGACCUCCAUGUCCAGCAACUGGUGUUACAUUCUGCCAAGCAUGAAAAGGGGUCAGAUCGUCAGCAUCAGUCACCGGAUGCCCACCGAGAGCCCCUUCCAGUGCUACGCUGACAUCCAGAAUCACUGGAGCAAUUUGUAUGGCUACCAACUCCCCCAAAUUGAUGAGGAAGAAGUGAUUUAUUGCAAUGUAUACUUCAAACUGGUUGGAGAAAGGCUGUUCACAUACCCUCUGAGCUGUAUCCGGACUGACCCGGUGCAGCGCUGUCCCAGAGUGGACCUCCAGGGGGCGCUCAGCUCCUUCCUAUCCCACCUGAGGGAGAGCUUGCAGACUGUCUGUGGCUUCCCAGCCCGCAUGACCAGCAAGCCCUGCUACCACACCACCAGCCUGCUCAGCAUUGCCUCAGCACAGGUGGCUAGUGGCAAACCGGUGAACUUGACGACCAAGUCAGCUAGCAGGCCCGUGCUGAGUCAACUCCAUGCCUCCUGCCCCCUCAAGCCCUCAUUUGGGGGGGCACCAGGCGCCCAGACUUUCAGCCAGCCAGUGGGACAGAGUGGCAGCAGCAGCUAUCUCAGCACUGGGAGAACCCAGGGGGUCCAUCCCACUCCCACUCAGAGUUAUACCCCAGGGAGAGGCUUGCCCUCCUCCUCUCUCUAUCGCAGUGCUGCCCCUCCCCAACCCACCACACACCCCCAAAAGAGCCAGGCCCCACCGACUGGACCCAAGAUGGUACCCAUCUUCAAGAACAAGGCCCUCCCGCGCCAUGUCAAUGUCACCCAGCUUCUGGCUGAGAAGCAGCAGAAGAGAGCCGAGGAGCAACGGCAGACACCUGUGUCGGGACAGAAGAGGGCCUGCCCAGCCUUCUUCUCCUCUUCCUUUUCCUCCUCGUCUGUUCCCCUCUUUUUGCAUUCCUCGUCUACCUCUUCCAAGUGCACAGAGGAAGCCCGCCGGCCCACUCCAGCGUCCAUGCCUCACUUGACCCCCUUUCCGCGGCCUGAAGGGGUUUCCCCACAUUCCUCCCAGGUGCACGCCAGUGAGAGAGCUUUCAGAGUGAGGGACGAGAUCGCCUCAGGUCCCCCUCAUCUUCUUCCAUCUGGUCUGCUAGGCAACAGAGGGGGGGACUGGUUUGAGUCAAAACCAAAGAAGCCAAAGUCUGCAGUGCAGGAUGUGGACGUGGAGAAACACGCGAGAAGUAACCAGCUGUCGAAAAUCAAUGUGACGACCCUACAGGCCUGGCUGAAGAGCCGCGGAGUGGUGGUACGGUCCAAGGAAAGGAAAGAGGAGCUGGUGUCAAAGGUCAUGCGUUGCCUGAGUGAAUCUUGAGUAGUGAGGGUCACCUUCCAGACAGGCACAGAGAGGGUCAUUUUACACUAUUCAACAUCACAGAGAACAAGCUGGUUUUAAGGGUCAUUGAUAGUGAGCUUUGUAUUGCUAUCAGGUCUCUGUGUUAUCAUUCUUGAAUGAUAUGUACUGUACCUGUAUGGUGUUCUUGUUAUGAAGUUAAUACCCACUGAAGUCACAGAAGUCAAUUCAACUGAGGUAGUAAGAUGUUUCUGGCCUUGAGUUUGAGGAAAGAACAGAUCAUUUUAUGUAAUAUAUUUAUUGAAUGUAUUUGUUUAACAUAAAAAGAGUAAUAUAUCUCCUAUUUAUAUAGUUUUGUUUUAUAUAUUAGUAAUUUUUAUUAAUCCCCAUUUCUUGCUUUUCUUGUUCAAGAUGUAAUUUUCUGCAGUAUGUCUGAGCUUUAUUUCAGAAAAGAUCAAAAGCAAAUGUCUGUUAGUACUUAUUCAAUAUUCAGAUCCUUUGAAAUUGUGCAUACACAUUGAUUACCAUAAUAAAACAAAGAUAUUUUUAAUAUUAAAUAGAAAAGAUUCCCCAUGUAAAAUUAAUAUGGCCCCCUUACACUUUUUGCUCUCAGCAGAGUGAAUGUUCUGUGACCAGACCUGGAUUCCAAUACUAUUCGAAAAUCUUCAAAACGUUUUUUUUUUUUUUUUUUUUUUUUUUGUGGGAGCGUUUGCUUCAACCUACAGGAGUGCCAGGUGGCCGGCGUUUGCACUUUGGGGACUUUCCUAUUAGCUCCACUGCAAAAGUCAAACAGAUAAAGUAUUUGAAAUUAUUUCAAAUAGAAUUUGAACCCAGGUCUACCUCUGACCUUAUUGAUUGAAGUGUGCUAUGUUUACUGAGCCAGCCAGUCAACUCACAAAUUCUCUUCAAUGCCUCUCUCUCUAGCCAGGUUUCUAUCCAACCUUUAUAUGCAAGUAAAGUACAUGUCAGAUAAAAACAUGUAAUGACAGCCUGAUGAAAACAGCUAAUUUGUCGCUAAACUUUCCAAAUGUCGACAAACCAAAAUACGCUAGACAAGGUGGGAUAUUUAAAUUAUGUGAGAAAUGGUGGUGGAAGCACCUUGAUGCACAAAUAUUGAUACAAUAAUUAUAUCAAAGUAAACUUGGAGUCACGCAAUGAUAUGUUUUGUGGUCCUCCAACUAUGACUCUGGAAAGAAUGCAGUUUAUUAGGCUACAGAUGAAAUAAGUUAUGAUGAACUUCACAGGGUGGUGAAAGUGCAAGGUAAUGAGCUUGAUACUCCUUUUCAAUAAAUAUUGAGGGUUUUAUUCUGGUGACUGAUGCUUGGCUGCCAUUUGACAAAUAAAAAUAAUCUUGCUCUUUCGUCCAUAAUCAUUUCAUCAUGUAGGCUAUACCUGCACUGUAUCUGCGAGCUGUUGUCUAGAGCGCACGUGCCAAGACCAGAGUGGGCACAUCAGCUAUAUAAUUUCUUGUGACAAAACCAUCAGUAGAGUUGACAAUGCGAUGGAAACUUUAUUUGGCACAUGGGAAUUUAAUCAAAAAAUUAUUUUCAUGUGAACUAUGUCAUCACGCAUCGCCUAUUAUCCGUAACAAGUCAAUUUGAUGGAAGCACAUCUCUGGUGGGAAAAUACGCAUUUUGUUUUCAUGCAGAUUUUAGAAUAUUCGCAUGAAAAUGUGUCGAUAGUUGGAUGGUACCCUAGCUAGAGACAGAAUUCUAGAGUGUGAUGGCUAUUGCGACAGCACAAAAGUAUUGUAUAACUAAGUAUGAUGGAAAGCGCUGCGAUGGUUGUUGGAGACAUCUGUAAUGAUACCCUCAGUCUGGAUCAACUGCAAAAGAGUAAAAUGCAUUUGUGUGAAAUUUGAUCGCAAGCAUCAGAAGCCAAACUGCGUGUCUUUCAAAGAGGAGACUUAAAAGCUCUUUCUUUAUGGUUUAUUCGGCCAAAAGCUUAAUGAUCCGUACAAAUCUGACAUCGAGAGCUUUGCAUUGAGUUUCAACUAUUCUUUCAAGGUUUUUUAAAGUCAUUAUUUUGGAGGGGUGGUAUUUCAUACAUCACAGUUUUUAAUGUGAAACAGACCGUGUGAAUUUUUCCUCUUCCCUUUCUUGGCUUUAAGGACAACUGUUAGGCAUUAGAUUUAAUGGCUCCAAGCAUCAUGGUCCUUUUAUGGAUGCAUGUGCUCUUUGUGACAGUAAUGUGAUAUUACUUUGAUAAUUAGUCAUUACCUAAUUUGACUCGCUACUCUACCUUCUCUUCCUCUGUAUCCACUGCUAAAGCCACUUUCUAUCACUCUUCAUUUCAAGCUUCUGCCUCUAACCCUGGGAAACUAUUUUCCACCUUCUCCUUAAUCCUCCUCCCCCUUCCCUUCUCCCUCUCUGAGGACGACUUUGUAAACCACUUUGAAAAUAAGGUAGACGACAUCCGCUCCUCAUUCACUCAGCCUAGUGAGUCCACUGGUCCUACUCACACAGAACUACCCUACGCCUUUACCUCUUUCUCCCCUCUCUCACCAGAUGAAAUCCUGCGACUAGUGAGGAGGUCUGGCCGUCCAACAACCUGCCCGCUCGAUCCCAUCCCCUCCUCCCUUCUCCAGACCACCUAUAGAGACCUUCUCCCAUCCCUCACUUUCCUCACUUCCCUCAUCAACUCAUCCCUGACCACAAGCAGAGUCUCCUCUGACUUCAAAAUGGCCCGAAUUGCUCCCCUCCUCAACAAACCAACUCUCGACCCCUCCUACAUCAAAAACCUCAGACCGGUAUCCCUUCUUUCUUUUCUUUCAAAAACACUUGAGCGUACUGUCUCUGACCAACCCUCUCGCUGUCUCUCUCAGAACGAUCUUCUUGACCCUAAUCAGUCAGGCUACAAGACGGGUCACUCAACCGAGACUGCUCUUCUCUGUGUCACGGAGGCUCUCUGUACUGCCAAAGCUGACACACUCUUCUCUGUUCUCGUUCUCCUAGAUCUAUCAACUUCCUUUGACACCGUGAACCAUCAGAUCCUCCUCUCAGGGCUGGGCAUCUUAGGCUCUGCACAGUCUUGGCUUGCAUCCUACCUGGCAGGCCGUUCCUACUAUGUGACAUGGAGAGGAUCUGUGUCUAGCCCCCACUGCUCAGUUCUAGGCCCUCUCCUCUUCUCUCUAUACACUAAGUCACUCGGCUCCAUCAUAUCCACACAUGGUCUCUCCUAUUAUUGCUAUGCGGAUGACACUCAAAUACUUUUUUCCCUUCCCCCCUCUGACACACAGGUGGCAACAUGCAUCUCUGCGUGCCUGGCAGAUAUCUCAUCUUGGAUGUUGGCCCACCACCUCAACAAGACGGAGCUGCUCUUCCGCCCGGGGAAGGCCUGCCCAUUCCAAGACCUCUCCAUCACGGUUGACAACUCCACGGUGUCCCCCUCCCAGAGUGCAAAAGAACCUUGGCGUGGCCCUGGACAACACCCUGUCAUUCUCGGCAAACAUCCUAAAUCCUCGCAUGUCACCCCGCUCCUCCGCACACAGACUGGGGGCGAAGGAUCACCUUCCAACAGGACAACGACCCUAAGCACACAGCCAAGACAACUCAGGAGUGGCUUUGGGACAAGUCUGUGAAUGUCCUUGAGUGGCCCAGCCAGAGCCCGGACUUGAAUCUAUGGAGAGGCCUGAAAAUAGCUGUGCAGCGACGCUCCCCACCCAACCUGACAGAGCUUGAGAGGAUCUGCAGAGAAGAAGGGGAGAAAAUACAGGUGUGCCAAGCUUGUAGCGUCAUACCCAAGAAGACUUGAGGCUGUAAACGCUUCCAAAGGUGCUUCAACAAAGAGUUUCUGAAAACCUGUUUUUGCUUUGUCAUUAUGGGGUAUUGUGUGUAGAUUGAUGGGGGGGUUAUUUAAUCAAUUUUAGAAUUAGGCUGUAACGUAACAAAAUGUGGAAAAAGUCAAUAGGUCUGAUUACUUUCCGAAUGUAUGUUUGUCUCACCUUGCUAUCUUAAGAUAAAUGCACUAAAUGUAAGUCGCUCUGGAUAAGAGCGUCUGAUAAUGACAAAAAUUUAACAAUUCAUUACCCAUUGUACAGUAGUUGUGUUUCACUCGUCUUACAGAGAGACAUCAUCUAUGCCAUAGUCCAACAUACAUUUUGUUGAAUAUGGGUUUCAUAUUUCAUUUACAGUGCCUACGGGUACUAUCAAUUACUGUGGGGUGUGAUUGCUUGGCAAUAAUGUGUUUGUGUGGCAUGCUAUGGAGAGAAAUGGAGGCCAAAAUCACAUCAACGCUAUUGGCCUUAAUCUCUUGUCAGUGUGGAGACAGACUGACAGACAAACAGUCAGAGAGGUGUAGAGACAGACCGGUGCAGACAGUCAGUCGGCGAGGUGUAGAGACAGACAGGUGCAGACAGACAAACAGUUGAAGAGUUAGAGACACACAGACAGAGAGGUGUAGAGACAGACUAGACAAAAGGAGAGGUGUACAGACAGGUGUGCAGUGUAGCUGGAGGAGACGGAGGUUGAGUUCCUCAGAAACACCCUAUUUUUAAAUGCUGUCGCUCCAGGGUUGGAGUGCACAUUCCGCGGGCUGAGGCAUGCCGUGUCUCGCACCGGUGUGCAGUUUAUUCACGGGCUGCUGCAUGACAAUGCUCUGUUUACCUGAUCUACGUAACCUUCAUACUGUUAAUGAUCACCAUCCACAGACUAAUGAGACUAAGGUCUCUGCUCCCUUAUUACAGCCUUGUCGUGUGUUCCUUAAUGGUGAUUUUGUUUUCCUUUCAAGGCAAAUGUCAGGAGGCCUAAAAAAUAUGUAUAUUACACCCAUGUUUAGCCUGUACUGUAGUCGCAUGCUUCCAGCAGUUGCUCAUUGACUCAUUAACUAAACAGCAUUAACUGACAGACUUUUUCCUUCAAACAUAUUUGUAUUCCUUUCAAAUUGGAAACAGAGGUAUGUAAGAGUUGGAAAGGUUGGAAACUUUAGGGGGUGUCAUUAAAUCAGACGGUGGGCUGCAAAUUGUCCCCAGAGUUCCUUUUUGCUGCAUAUUUAAUGUUUACCCAUACAUGUUUAGAGAAAAAUGAGGACAGUGGGAUAUAAAGGGAACUCAGGGAGACUGUUUAAUGUUGGCGUCAAUGUUUUUGCAACAAAGUCUGUCUCAAGACCAGUCUUGAAAAAGGCACUGGGGCCAUACUAGUGAACAAGAGAAAAUGUUUAGUUUAAGCAUUAGCCAACUGAAAUUGUUGACGUAGUUGCACCUGAUUAAGGGCUUCACGUUAGCUGUUCCCAUUACAUAACCUGCCACAUUUAGCCUUAUGCUAACCUUACUAGGUGGCUGUGAUUGAUUCCUGUAACAAAUUUGCAUCAGCCUUAAACUUUCUAUCCACAAUAAAUUUAAUUUUUGAAAAUAGGUCAAGUUGGCCACCAGAGGGAUAUAUUUAAACCUCCAAAUUCAAGGUAUUGCAUGAUCAAUCCUGACUAGGUUACUUACUAAUUUUAUGUUAGACAAAGCUGUUUUUUCAUAUAUGACAAAAUCACACGUGUUUGCUUAGCUGUUUCACAUAUAGUACUAGUCAAAAGUUUGGACACAUCUACUCAUUCCAGGGUUUUUCUUUAUGUUUUACUAUUUUCUACAUUGUAACUAAGAAAUAACACAUGGAAUCAUGUAGUAACCAAAAAAGUGUAAAACAAAUAAAAAUAUAUUUUAUAUUUGAGAUUCUUCAAAGUAGCCACCCUUUGCCUUGAUGACAGCUUUGCACUCUCUCAACCAGCUUCAUGAGGUAGUCACUUGGAAUACAU